CCCUCUUGUGUAUUGUAUAUGUGUUUUGUCUGAAAAUGAAUUGGAUCUUGAAUCCACCUUUGAAUGAGCUUCACCCAAGUUGCGUGGAAGAUUUAUGUGAGAUUCUAAAACAAGUCAGGGAGAAUGGAUCUUCGAUUCGUGUGUCUUGUGGAUCAUUUCCAUUUCGCCCCUUGAAAGAUGAUAUAGUGGUGAACUUAGGCCGCAUGGACAAGCUCCUGGGGCUAGACAUUCAGGAAAAGAGAGUAACUGUGGAGCCCGGCAUGAAGUUAUCUGCUCUUUUCAAAAUACUAGAGACCGUAUCUUUAUCCCUGGAUAUGGUUGGACGGGUACCCGAUUUGACAAUUGGCGAUGCGUUAGCCAUAGGCUUAAGUGGUGUUCAAAGUGGGGGCACCACAAACUUGAUAGCUUGUGAGGUCUUGAAAGGAAGCGGCAAGAGAGUGAAAUGGAAUUGGGAACGAAAUCCAAAUGAGCUGAAAUCCUUAUGUUCUGGCCUUGGAAAUAUCGCUAUACCCAUUUCUAUUUCUCUUCAAUGCAUCCAAUUGCAAUGCUACGUGGAAGCAAGCUACUUGUACCCUAUUAGCCAAAUCCUUGGUCAAUGGAAAAUUCUGACCAAAGACUCGAUGAGGCAACAAUUGUUCUGGUUCCCAUUAUCUGACUUGGCCGUGCUAACUCAUAUAAGUUCGGCGCCCAAGUAUCAAACGCCCGAGCAACCAAUGUUAUGCUACGUUAGUGAGAAAUUGGGCGAAAUUCUUUUGCGAUUAUUGCACCACUUAUCUUCCGUCAUUUGCCAACAAAUUCCAAUUCUCUCAACAAUAUUUGCUCGACUUCAAUUCUUCUUAUCGUGGACCGUGUCAAAAAACCGUUCUGACUUCUUGCACUCGUUGCCUCGAAUGUGGGCUGCAAGUGAAGCCACUCGUGGAUCGUUGUGGUUGUUACCAAUUGAGCAAGUGCCCAAAGUCUUGCGGAUGGUUUCAAAAUGGGCCAAAGCUACUCCUCAUGCUUGCUCAGGGCCCUUAUUUCUGCAAUCGGUUUCGAUGGAAGGAAUCAGCCCAAGGGAAAGCGUACCCUUCAUUGCUCCAUAUUUGGAUGAACCAUCUUGUGCCAUGUGGUAUGAUUGGUUCCUGUCAGAAAAGGCUCCCAAUCCAAUUCAAGUUGCCGAAUUUGAGUCCAUCUUUCACGAGGCCGGGGGAAUGAGAUGUUGGUCAGCAGACCGAAUUAUUUCUCCAUUAGUGCUGACUGACAUGUUUCCAAAUUAUAAUCGGUGGUGCAAUGUCAAAGCCCAAAUCGACAAGUAUAACUUUGUUCAAGGCGCUUACAUUCAUGGAACAGUUUAUUCUAGAUCUGGGUUUACGGACAUUUCAGAAUCUACUUUGAGUUUGUGUAGUUCGCUUUGUGAAUAAAGUUUACUUCAUCUUUCAUGAAAAAGAAAUAGAUAACCCCCAAGCUAGUGUUGAUGAAUGACUUCCGAUA
Tigriopus californicus is the source of this 1470-nucleotide messenger RNA. RefSeq names its product L-gulonolactone oxidase-like. The record is from RefSeq and is a predicted model, not a curated record. Gene Ontology annotation, cellular component: membrane. Bases 36 to 1400 code for a protein of 454 amino acids. Gene Ontology annotation, molecular function: FAD binding; D-arabinono-1,4-lactone oxidase activity. The transcript is spliced from 8 exons. Lineage: Eukaryota; Metazoa; Arthropoda; Copepoda; Harpacticoida; Harpacticidae.